CACAAAGAAUAAGUAAUAUGUAAAUGUACAGCGUAUGGGCAUGUGUAAUUUUGUUAAGAGUGCAUGAGUCCUUUCUCGAAAAUAUUGAUGCUCUUAUUUGAUAUGUACAUUACAAAAUAUAAUUUUAUUUAGCAUAAAAUUUUCAUACAUACCAAAUACACUAUUAAGGAUGGAAUAUAAUGUAUUUCGGGAUUAUUGUAAAGCUGAAAACAGUGAUGAUGAAGAAGUUAACCACGAUUUACAAUCACGAUUGUAUGCUGAAAUUUAUUAUACUUCAAAUUUUACAAAAAAUGUGGAUGAAAAGACAGAUAUUAAAUUAGAAAUUACUGGUACUAAUGAAAACCUGUAUACAAAUACAAGUACUACUGAAAUAUGUGGCAUCAAUGAUACUUCUGUAAAGAAUGAUGCUAGUAAAAAUAAUAAAAAAAUAUGUUCAAUAAAUGAUUCAAUGAAUAUAGCAUUUAUUGAAAAAGAUGACAAACCAGAUAUUAAAUCUAUUCAUUUUGCAAGUGAAGCUGAAUUAUUACAUAAGGACAUAAAUAAUAAAAGUGACGUAAAUAUCUGUAAGGAGUUUAAUGAAAAUAUUGAGCUUUCAAAAAAUAAUAAACAAUCAACAGCUUGUCAUGAUAUGGAAUAUGUUCAAAGUAAUUCAAAUUAUUCUAGCUCUUGUAAUAUUGAAAACGAUGUGCAUGUAAAACCAGAAGCAGAAAAUGAAAGUAAAGAAGAAUUAAGAGUUUUGCAAUCAUCGAAUAAUGAAAUGAUUAUAACUCAGUCUGCUCAUUUGAAUUCUCUGAAACACAAUAUCGAUAAUAGCAAUAUGAAAUGUCAACAAACUACAUAUAAUAAGACAAAUAUUGAUAAUAUUUUAAAGAAAUAUGACUUUGCAAAAUCAUUUAUCAAUAAAUUGUAUACACAAAAAUAUCAAAAUUUGAAGAAGAAAUUAUAUGAAGUGGAAGAAGAAGAAAAAGAGAAAAGUUUAAGGCAAAAAGAACAAGAGAUAGUGAAUGUUAAAGAAAAUGAAACAAAUCAGCUUUAUCAAAAGUCACAUCAAGGAAAAUCUAUAAAUGAAGUCGAUAUAGAGACAAAAUAUGAUAUAAUUGGUAGAACUGAUAAGUUUAAAAGAUCAGUCAAUUAUACUGAAGAAAUAACAUUAAUAUCAUCAGAAACAGAAACUGAUUCAGAAGAAUCCAUUUUAGAAGUACCUAUUCCUCCAAAACCUCAACCACCUGUCAUAAAUUUACAGGACUCUGAUGAAUGUUCUGAAUCAUCAAGCAGUAGCAGUGAUACAGAUCAAGAAUCUUCAUUUGUCUUAGAAAAGAAAGUUGAUGUAACUAAACGUAGGAAAAAGAAAAAUUCUGUAAUUGAUCAAGAUUCAGAUUGUAGUACUUUAAUUAUAGAUAAUGUUAAUGAUACAUCAGUAACAGAAGAUAUAAUGUUAAACUGUACAGCAAUACAAAAGGGUGCUUCAAGCAUAAAAGAAAUAAUGCAGAUGAGUAAGAAUGUUCAAUCAGUUCAGUACUCUGAUAAAGAUGAAAGUUUCUAUGAAAAUUUCACUAACAUAGACAAUAUAUCUGAAUUUCAAUCACCUAAACCUUUUGAUAACAGUAAUGUUAUUUAUGAAAAAGAUAAAAAUAAAUCAAUUAAUUUUGCAGAAGAUACAAUGGUAUCAAAUUUUAUUAAUUCUGAUGAAGCAGUAACUCCAAGCAGAAAACGGCAUUAUGAAAAUGACAAUGUACCUUCUACAAGUGUGCAAGAAAACAGAGAUUUAGGUAUUGAAAAUAAACGAUUCAAACCUAGUACUGAACAACAUAAUGUUGAUGAUAAUCAAAAGUCAUGGGAAGAAUAUAUUUUUCAACCUAUAUCAGAAAAUCUUAAAACUUUCUACGAAUCUAGAGAACAACAGAAUUUUGAUGUAGAAGAGAUUCAAAGUAAAAUGUCAAAGGAUCCAAAGCUUUGGGCUAUUUUAGAUGAAGAUCUGAUGCCAGGUCUACUCAAACGUCACAGAUAUUGGAACAUGAAAUGUUUUAAUUGCUUCCGAAAAGGUCACCGGGAACAUAAUUGUCCAGAGCUACUGAAACCUCUUCGAUGUCACAUGUGUGGUACACAAGGACAUACGGAAACUCGAUGUCCUCAAAAAAUGUGCCUCACGUGUGGUAAAAAGCAAGGUACAUUUAGAAAAACUUGUGAAUCUUGUCGUAUAUUGUAUUGUGAUAUGUGCAGUGCUGUAGGACACAAAUCAUCUGAAUGUCCAGAUCUUUGGAGGAGAUUUCAUCAAACAACACGAAUAUCUGAAAUAAAUAUACCAGAAAAUUUAUCUGAGGUUAUGAAACCUGCAGAUUUACUUUAUUGCUGUAAUUGCACCAAACGAGGACAUGAUUCUUCCACAUGUAGUGAGUAUCAGUGGUCACAACAUUUUCCAACACCAGCAUAUGUAUCAAAUUAUACAGGUGGGCCAGAAUAUGAAGUUCCUGUUCACAAAAAUACUAACGAAGAUAUAAUACCAUUAUCUAAUGUUAAAAAACAUAAAAGUAUGAUAUUUCUCCAAGGCAAAGAUGAUUUGGAUAGUUCUUGUGUUUUAUAUUCAUAUGGCAAAUUUUAUACAAAGCAACCUAUUGGCGAGGAGCUGAAACGAAAACUUUUGGGUGACCAAAUUUUACCUUCUCAUCUAUCAAGUCUUUUAAAUGAUCGUGUUUUUCCAGCAUUUUUGGUUCAAUUGACAAAACUAAUUAAAUUUGAAAUUAAAAUAUAUUGUAAUCCAAAUAAAGAACUAAUGAUGAGAGUUCGAUCUACAGCAGAUUUGUGUCGAUAUAUAGCUGAAAUUUUUAUCUUUUGGCUUAAACUGAGUAAUGAAGAUAAAAAUUUGGAGAUGUGUAUACAUCUUCCACGUAAUACAAAAAGAUUGCUUAAAAUAUUAACAACAAAAUUAGAGGAAGUAGAUCAGAUUUCACAAGAUCAGAUUUCACAAGAUCCAAACUACCUUUGCAGUGAAAUAGAUCAAUUACAAAAAUUAAUGGUUAAUAUUCAGGACCCUGCAAGAUCUGUUGCUAUUUCAAAGAAAAUCUUGGAAUGUCGAAGCAAUUUAAUAAAAAUAUUCCACACAAAACCUAGAUGUAGUGACGUAUUAAAAAAGUUAAAAAAAGUAGUCAAAUAUUUAAAAAGAUGUGGAACCACUGAAAUAUUCUUAACAUUAUAUUUGAAGAUUAUUGUUAUUUAUAAUAAAAUGUUUCUGCCUCGUUCAUUGACAAAUGUUGAAUUACAACGUCUUCUUAGAAAAUACCAUGUGAAUAAUAAAAGAAAUAAAGAAAAAGAAAACAAUAUAAAUAAGAAGCAAAAAAGAAAGAAAUGUAAUUUUGAAACAUUCGUAAGAGAUUUACAUAAAUUUAAUGAGUCUAUGAAUGCUCAAAAGGCAUAUAGUAAAACAAAUGAUAAUGAUGCAUGUUCAUCAAAAGAUAUUGAAAUACGAGAUGAACAUAUGCCUUCUAUUAUAUUCACUAGUGUUAAGAAUACUUCAACAAAUAAUAACAGACAUCCUAACAAUAUCCAAAUUAUACCAUAUAAUGCAGAAAAUACUUCUAAUGAAGAACACAAUAUAGAACAUAAUGUUACAGAAUCUUCUGACGUUGUUCAUCCUAUAGAAUGUAUAGAAUUGCCACACAGUCAGAAUAUACCUCGACAAAAACCUAUACAACCAUCAAGAAAGAUUAAAAAUGUACCUUGUGCCAAAAUAAAGCCAUCAGGGAAUAAUACAGAAAAACAGUCAGAAACAUUAAACAGCAACAACGAAGAAGCAAAUACAAGUGACAUACAGCAACAAGAUAAUCAAAUUAAUUCUGAAGUAAGUGGUACCAAAAAGAAAAAGUCUAAAAAAGUAAAAAAGGCAAAACUAGAUCUACAAAAUAGUUCAGAAGUCACACAAAAUGAAGUAACAAUUAUUGAUACAUCUUUAGAAAAUAACGCUAAUGAGAUAAUAAAAGAAGCUCUUGAAUUUAAUUUACCAUAUAUGAAUCAAGCUGUUGGAGAAAUUCAAAAAAGAAUAAAUGAUAAAAAUCUUAAACAAGAACAUAUUGAUACUUUACAAAGAUUAAUAAAUUUGGAGAAAGAUCACAGAAAAUAUGUAAGUUCAUUUUGUAAUUAUUUUCAGUAA
Molecule: messenger RNA, 4144 nt
Organism: Eufriesea mexicana
Lineage: Eukaryota; Metazoa; Arthropoda; Insecta; Hymenoptera; Apidae
Exons: 5
Coding region: 170-4144 (1324 amino acids)
Biological process (GO): TRAMP-dependent tRNA surveillance pathway; nuclear polyadenylation-dependent rRNA catabolic process; nuclear mRNA surveillance of mRNA 3'-end processing
Cellular component (GO): TRAMP complex
Molecular function (GO): RNA binding; zinc ion binding
Source: RefSeq, a predicted model, not a curated record